AGGUUUUUAUUUAGUGUAGAAACGAAACGUUGUAAUAAAUGUCAAAAACUCAAAACAAGUUGCGUUGUAGGUUGAACUGCUAUGUAUCCACUUGCAAAAUAAACAAACAUGAGUAUUGGUUAAUUCUUUCAGGAAACCUAUUAUAGAAAACGAAAAUGAUGUCUGGUGUUAAAUUGGAAGUCCUAUGGUCUCCUGUACACCACGAUAAAUUUAUACUAUGGGGUCCAGACAUAACCUUAUACGAAGUUUCUCGGAUAAAGGAAAUUGAGAAAAAAACAACAUUCACUCCAAUAUCAUCAACCAGGGGUGCAACAGUGCUUGCAUCACAAAGCGCUAGUGGAGUCCGCUGUGUAGACAUUAGUGCCAUCCCUGAACAGCCGGAGCCACUGCUGGCGCUAGGCUAUGCUAAUGGGAGGGUGGCACUCACCACUUUGAAGCAGACUUAUGAUCCAUUAGGAUUGGUUGGGAGAGAGUUCAGUCCUCGCUACUCACGACUCUGCAACUCCGUGUCAUGGAGUCACAUGGAAACCAACAUGCUCGCAGUGGCCAUGGAGAAAAACCGCAGCGAUCACUGCAUACUGCUGUGGGAUGUAUACCGGGGGUCCAUACUGUCAGAGGAAGCUAAAGCAACUGAUGCUGCAUCAUCAUCAUCAUCAGUCUCAGAUGCUUCGCGGCCUCUAGCUGAAAUGGGUCUUUCAGAGACAGCCCACUGUGUCACUUGGGCCAACUUCUCCAGCAGGACUCUGAUAGCAUCCAUGAACCUUAAAUAUAUCAAGAUAUUUGAUCUCAGAGAUUUGUCGAACAAGGCAGUGAACACGACGACUACGCGGUAUUGCUAUGGUGUAUGCGCGGAGCCGUGCGGCGGGUAUCAGAUCGCGUCCCGGGGCGAGGGCGUCGCCUGCGUGUGGGACGCGCGCGCCCUGCAGCGCCCCCUGCUCACCCUGCAGCACCCGCGCCCCCUGGCGCAGCUGCAGUGGUGCCCCACUAGGCGCAACUUGCUGGUCUCCCUGCAACGCGACUCCAGCACACUCCGCAUCCACGACAUACAGCAGGCGACCAGCGACAACAAGAUCAAUUUGUCAGACAGCGCGAUGGCUGGGCAGGCAGUGGAGGCGGAGCUCGAGGAGCAGAGCUCCCCGGGGCCCAGCGUCAUCGAGCGCGACGUGACGGUGGGCUCUGCCCCCGCCGCGCCUCUCGUAGCUUUCAGCUGGCACCCGGCGCACGAGGCCCGCCUGCUGGCAGUCUGCGCUACGGGAGCUCUGGUGGACUACACUGUUUGCGAACGGGUCACUGUAUCGUGGGGCGGCGAGGGUUCGCUCGUGUGGACAGGUGGGGGCGGAGCCCUGCGGCUGAUGCGAGAUGACUUCUAUGCUGCUAUCAAAGAUAUCUCGUACGUGAUGAAAAAGAGAGCGCAGACUGAUUAUGGACUUAAGCCAGAUUUAUGGCAGAAUGCAGACUUGGCAGAUGACGAUGAGCUGAGUGGUCUGUGGCACUUUUUAGCACUCAGUAAGUCCCUGGUGGAGGACGGGUGCAUCCGCAACAGUCCGUGGAAGCACCCGGGGGUGCGCACCGUGCUGCGCUCCGUGGGGGAGGGGGGGUACCGCUCCGAGAUAGUGCCCUCAAUACUGCCUGACCUGCCCAACCGACGGGUCACCAUCUACAGGAGCGCGGAGCGCACGCGCGCGCUGCAGCUGUGCGGGUGGGGGUGGGGGUGGGAGAACGCGCUGGCGGGGGUGGAGCGCGCGGAGGCGGAGGGCACGCCGUGCCGCGCCGCCGCGCUGGCCGCCUUCCAGCUGCGCGUGCGCACGGCGCUGGACGUGCUGGCGCGCGCGCAGUCCCCGCUGCUGCGCGUCGUGGCGCUGGCGCUGGCCGGGCUCAGCGACGAGCGUCUGUGGCGGGAGGCGCUGGGCGCGGCAGCGGCGGCUCUGCCGGACCCCUACCUGCGCGCGCUGCUGCGCUUCCUGGCCGCCUCCGCGCCCGCGCACCCGCACCACCACGCGCCGCCCCCGCACCAGCCCGACCUCGCCGCCGUGCUGAACGAGACGGAGAUGCGUCUGGAGGACCGCGUGGCGUUCGCGUGCAUCUUCCUGCCGGACAGUGCGCUGCACGAGUACGUGCGUGCAACGAGCGCGGAGCUGUGCGGGCGCGGCGCGCUGGGCGGCGUGCUGCUGACGGGCGCGGGGCUGGACGCGCUGCCUCUGCUGCAGCGCUGGCUGGAGGCCACGGGCGACGUGCAGUCCGUCGCGCUCGUCGCCGCGCGCUGCUUCACGCCGGACCUGCUGCGGGACCCGCGCACCCUCAACUGGCUCGACAGUUACCGGUCGAUCCUGGACAGCUGGCAGCUGUGGUGGGCGCGGUGCGCGCUGGACACGUGGGUCUGCGGCGCGGGCAGCGCGGCCGGCGACUGGGCCGGCGCCGGGCCCGUGCCGCGCGCCGUCUGCGUCGCCUGCACCUACUGCGGCAAGUCCGUCGCCGCCCCGCCAGGCCACGCGCGGCCCCGCGCCGCCUUCACGCGCCUGCCGCCGCCCGCCGCCAAGAUGAAGCAAAUCUCGUCGUGUCCGAACUGCCGCAAGCCCCUCCCCCGCUGCGGGGUGUGCUCCCUGCAUGUGGGGACGGGGGCGGGGGGCGGCGGCGCGGGGGCGGCGGGGGCGGGGGCCGCAUUCGGAUCCUGGUUCAGCUGGUGCGUCGCCUGCAGGCACGGGGGACACGCUCAGCAUCUCAUCAACUGGUUCAAGGAGCACACAGAGUGCCCGGUCAGCUCGUGUAACUGUCACUGCGCUACGCUGGACCCUCCCGACAGGCACUAGUCAUACACUGUAAACUAUACUUUAUGUCUAUUCACGUAAGAGCUAAUUCAGUUUGUGCGGUAAGCGAACAAUCAUAUAAUUUGUACUAUUCGGGUGUAAGUGUAACGAGAUCAAUUAGAAAAAAUGCUAGAAUCAAAAAAUCGCAAUGAUAAGUCAAUUCCUAAAAUGUACCUAUAC
Molecule: messenger RNA, 2984 nt
Organism: Spodoptera exigua (beet armyworm)
Lineage: Eukaryota; Metazoa; Arthropoda; Insecta; Lepidoptera; Noctuidae
Source: the annotation of a GenBank genome assembly